AUAGUGUUAUUUAUUAUAUUGUAAAAAUAAUAUAAUUUUAAGGGUUAUAUUUGAAAAAUAUGGCAGAUCGUUUAACACAAUUGCAAGAUACUAUAAAUCAACAAGCAGAACAUUUUUGUAACAGUGUAGGUAUUUUACAACAAUAUUCAACGCCUAGUAAAUUUCCUGGUUUUGAUCGUGUUGGGACACCACAACCACAUCAACCUCAAGAAGAUUAUGCAGCCUUAUUUGCCACUCUUAUAGCAAGAUGUGCAAAGGAUAUUGAUACCUUAAUAGAAAGUUUACCAAGUGAAGAAUCAUCACAAGAAGUACAAGUUGCAAGUCUUAGUCGCCUUGAGCAAGAAAACCAAGAAGCUGGUGAACAGCUAGAAGAAGUUGUAAAACAAGGAGAAGCACUUUUACAAAGGAUUCAAGCUGCUCUACAAGAUAUUGCUCAAAGUCAAUUAGAUAUGCAAGAUCCAGCAACAUCAUCUGUAAUUAAUAUUAGCCUUAACACUAAUUCAACUUUCAAACAAGAAAAUGUGAGUUCUGUAAAUACGGUAUCUACAAACAGCACGCAUCAGUUGUCAGAUCCUUCACCUAAUUCUGUAAAUCAAUGA
Molecule: messenger RNA, 599 nt
Organism: Eufriesea mexicana
Lineage: Eukaryota; Metazoa; Arthropoda; Insecta; Hymenoptera; Apidae
Gene: MED21
Product: mediator complex subunit 21
Exons: 3
Coding region: 60-599 (179 amino acids)
Biological process (GO): regulation of transcription by RNA polymerase II
Cellular component (GO): mediator complex
Molecular function (GO): transcription coregulator activity
Source: RefSeq, a predicted model, not a curated record